This is a messenger RNA of Lobosporangium transversale, 748 nucleotides long. RefSeq lists its product as hypothetical. Bases 74 to 571 code for a protein of 165 amino acids. NCBI's taxonomy places the organism in Eukaryota, Fungi, Mortierellomycota, Mortierellomycetes, Mortierellales, Mortierellaceae. The transcript has 2 exons. The record is from RefSeq and is a predicted model, not a curated record.
UUUUUUUAUUUUCGCUUGUCAAAAGCGCGUCCAACCAAUGCUUAUAGAUGAAGUAUGAUUUUUAUUUUCUUAUAUGCCACUGCAGUCCAUUGCAUUCUCUUUAUUCUGUCCAUCCUUUCAUCGGCCUACAUUUUCCUCUUCUUGUUGCGUCGAGAUCCCAAAGCCAUUCUGCUUUAGCCGUAGCAUUCAGCAAUCGACUUCUCAUUUCUCUGACUUUUGUCAUUUCGCAGAGUUAAUCUUAGAGAAGUCGAUUUUUUAUUUUUAUUUUUUUCAAAAAGCAAAAAUGGAAAAGGAAUUUGGAUUCUUUUCAGAGGAACGGAUGCUGCCAGGGUCAAGUCUAGGAUCAGCCACGGUGUCUACAAUAGCGUCUUCCAAUGUCCUCACAGCUGCACCGUCCUUAGAUGUAGAAAUAUCACCGCUACCGCUUUCCCCAUCACUUAAGCGUUCCAGAGGACGUCCUAAGAACGCAUCGCAAGCACCACAACAGCAACUUAUAAAGUCAAGAAGUCAGCUACAUUCGCGUCCGUAUCAAUCUUUGCCCGCCGAACCCGCGGUCAGGCUAGAUCAAUAGCUUGAUAGGUCGAUACCUUUGCAAUAUGUUUCCGAGUAUCAGAGUCAGGACCCCCGGAUGCUGAGGAACGAUUCGUUGAUGACAUGAAUGACUGCUCAGGGAUUAAACCAAAAACGCUUGCCUCAUAUCAGCCCACCUAUCGUCUGUGGAAGGCAUUUUGUGAGAAAUAUCGCGAAC